AUGGCACAAUCCAACAUACAACUUCGCGAUGUUAAUGAUUACAUCGAAAUGGGUCCUGGAGAAUGGGCAUCAAGCCUGUAUCUAGAAAGUGACAAGCUCCCUACUCCUCUCAUAUCAGCCCAACGACGUGUGGAAGUCCUCAAGGUGAUGCUCCUCCACUACAAGGGUCUAUAUCCUAAAACAGAGUUGAGGUUGAGUGUCGAAGACAACAAUCGUAUUCAAGAGCGUUUCAGCAGGGCUGAGCCAAUAAUGAAUAGGUGUUUGCAAACUUUGCUUGAGAGCAUCGAGGCCGAAAUCCCAAAAUGGGGCUUCACACUCAAUCCUCUAAGGUUAACGAACAGAUACAACGAAUCUGAAUACUACAUCAGCCAGAGCAAAUUCCUGCCUAUGGAGUUCACGCUAUUGGGGUAUAAAUUGGACCUGCGUCCGAAUACAUUGGUUACGAAUGAAAAUGAUGAUUGCAUCGAGUUUACAACGUUGAGUACUUUGAGCAGCGGUAUUCUCCAAACGGUCGUGGAUAAUGAAUGCGAAGCACAUUGCGUGGUUCCAUACAUAUGCAACAGUGACGAACUUAAAUCGCCAAGGGCUACCACCAGUCCCCCGGAAGCACAGUCCGUGGUUCCAUACAUAUGCAACAGUGACGAACUUGAAUCGCCAAGGGCUACCACCAGUCCCCCGGAAGCACAGUCCGUGGUUCCAUACAUAUGCAACAGUGACGAACUUGAAUCGCCAAGGGCUACCACCAGUCUCUCGGAAGUACAGUCCGUGGUUCCAUACAUGUGCGGCAGUGACGAACUUGAAUCGCCAAGGGCUACCACCAGUCUCCCGUUUUCUACUGACGAGAGCGCAGACGAAAUCAAAGCUCCUAUCUUGAACUUGAACGUAACCGAUUCGGAUGCCUCGAUUCAAUGUUUGCGGGAGAUAUUAGCCUUUGCUGAGAAGGGGAAGCUUUUGGGUUUGCAGGUGAACUUCAACGCCAACUGCAAUAUUUACCAAAGCUCCGACUCCAGUGUAGUUCCCUCUGAUGUGAGGGUGGGAGACCACAAUACCGGAGGGAGCUAG
Serpula lacrymans var. lacrymans S7.9 is the source of this 1062-nucleotide messenger RNA. RefSeq lists its product as uncharacterized. The transcript is spliced from 5 exons. NCBI's taxonomy places the organism in Eukaryota, Fungi, Basidiomycota, Agaricomycetes, Boletales, Serpulaceae. Bases 1 to 1062 code for a protein of 353 amino acids. The record is from RefSeq and is a predicted model, not a curated record.